This is a messenger RNA of Setaria italica (foxtail millet), 1221 nucleotides long. RefSeq names its product heavy metal-associated isoprenylated plant protein 39. The record is from RefSeq and is a predicted model, not a curated record. NCBI's taxonomy places the organism in Eukaryota, Viridiplantae, Streptophyta, Magnoliopsida, Poales, Poaceae. The coding region runs from base 429 to 851 and encodes 140 amino acids. The transcript is spliced from 3 exons. Gene Ontology annotation, molecular function: metal ion binding.
UUCCUUCCUUGCCAGCCCGCGCGCGACGCCGACCCGCCUCGGCCUCGGCGUUCCAAGUCGUGACCCGUGAGCGCGACCGGGACUGUUGGUUCCGCAGUGCCGGGUCGUGCCGCCGGCCGGCGCCGGCCCGCCCCCCCGCCUAUAAAUUCAGUCGCCUUGGAGCUCCCUUGCCGCCCCCCAACUAUACCAGAGCCUCGGUUCGUUUCGGUGCUUGCCCAUCGAGCAUCGAACUCACCGCCGAGACAGACAAAGCACCACGCCACCCGUUCUCUCCCUCUCUCAGCCCCGUCCACUUGUCGCAUUGCCGAUUCGGUACACGCCGGCCCCGCCAGAUAUAGAGCGAAGCCGAAGGCAGCCAGAGAGCCACUCGGAGCGGUCCGCUUGGUUCGGCAAGGCAGAAGGAUCAGUCCCAGCCUGUUCGGCCGGCCAUGGCGGCGAAGAAGGUCAUACUGAAGCUGGACCUCCACGACGACAAGGAUAAGCAGAGGGUGCUCAAAGCGGUCUCCACGCUCCACGGUAUCGACUCCAUCUCUGUGGAGAUGAAGGACCAGAAGCUGACGGUGAUCGGCCUCGCCGACCCCGUCGACGUCGUGGCCAAGCUGCGCAAGGUCGGGGUAGCUCACAUCCUCUCCGUCGGCCCGGCCAAGGAGGAGAAGAAGGACGACAAGAAGGGCGGGGACAAGAAAGAGGGCGCUAAGGACGGCGACAAGAAGACGGAGGCCAAGCCGCUGUUGGUUUACCCGCCGUGGGUCGCGCAGUACCCCUACACUCCACCACAGUACCCCUACACUCCACCGCAGUACUUCGUCCGCAGCGCCGAGGAGGACCCCAACUCCUGCGUCAUCUGCUGAUGGCGACGCCGAUCGGGAGGUCCCGGUUUUUUCGUAGCUGGCCUGCCUGCCUACCUCGAGCUCCAGCGUCAGUGAUGGCCGAUCGGGCCCCCGGGGGUGUUGGUGGUUGGCUGCUGUGCUCAUCUCUAUCCUUGGGUUGGUUGGCCCGUCCGCAGGUCGUUGUAUGAUGAUGAUGGCCGGAGCAAUUACUUACUAUACACAGGCGAUCCGAGAGUCGUUGGUGGUGGGGUUUCAGGCUGCAGCGCCAUUGCUGAUGAGCGUGUUGUCUAGUGUUCAUAGCAUAUAGUAUCUGGUUUUUGUCCUUGCUGAAAAUAUAAACAUGGCGUGAUAUGAUAUGGCACGAUCUCCUAAAUUACACUUUAACUAUUAA